AUGGCCGACAUUGAGAGACGUCUUCGUCGCGCUCGAUACAUAAAUGAAUUGUUUCCAAUGGAUAGGAGAGUUUUCCGUGAUCGAACGAACCCAUUGGAAACUUUGUCCCCGAUGGAAAUUCGUGAACGGUACCGGUUUUUCCCGGAAACUAUUCUGUUUCUUGUCAACAUGCUGAAUUUGGAGAGGGCUACUGAACGUUCUUGUCCUCUUCCGCCGCUCAUUUCAACUUUAGCGGCAUUGCAUUUCCUUGCAACUGGCACACACCACAUUGUGACGGCAGGGCUGCAUGGAAUCUCAAGGUCCAGUGUAUCUAGAGCGGUCAAGCAAUUCACGGACAGCGUUUCCCCCAAGUGGUUUCAAGCGCCUAGCGCCAACGAAGACGAUUAUGUGAACAAAAAGGGAUUUCACUCCCUUAAUGUACAGAUGAUUUGUGAUGCCACUUUUCGGUUUGUUGACGUAGUCGCAAAGUGGCCUGCGAGCGUUCACGAUUCAAGGAUCUUUCGUGAAAGCGCCAUACGUCAGCGCUUUGAAAGAGGUGAAAUCGACGGUCUUCUGCUUGGUGACUCUGGCUAUGGAUGCAAGAGGUAUCUUAUGACACCAUAUCAAAACACCGACAGUCCUUGUAAGGUAUAG
Dreissena polymorpha is the source of this 633-nucleotide messenger RNA. Its product is annotated as putative nuclease HARBI1. The transcript is spliced from 4 exons. NCBI's taxonomy places the organism in Eukaryota, Metazoa, Mollusca, Bivalvia, Myida, Dreissenidae. The record is from RefSeq and is a predicted model, not a curated record. The coding region runs from base 1 to 633 and encodes 210 amino acids.